AUGGAGUUGAACUUGGGGCCACAAGAGGCAGACCAGACAGUUUUUGAGGGAGAUGGUGGUGGAUACUACAGUUGGUCAACUUCCAAAUCUCCAUUGCUGGGUGAAGCUAAGGUUGGUGCUGGCAAGCUUGUUCUGAAACCUCGUGGGUUUGCUCUGCCCCACUCUGCAAAUUCUGCCAAGAUCGGUUAUCUUCUUCAAGGUAGUUGUACAGUUGGGAUGAUUGCACCCAACACUUCAAAAGAAAAUGUUUUGAUAAUAAACAAGGGGGAUGCAAUUCCGGUGCUUCUGGGAGGCAUCUCAUGGUGGUUCAACGGCGGAGACUCGGACGUGGUCAUUCUCUUCUUGGGUGAAACUGCCAAGGCUCAUACACCUGGCCAAUUCACCUGUUUCCUCUUGGCAGGAACCCUAGGUAUCCUGCAGGGUUUCUCAACUGAAUUUGUCAGCAGAGCUUAUAACCUAAAUGAAGAAGAAGCUCACUUGCUUGUGAACAGCCAAACCGGUGUUUUGAUUGUUAAACUUGAAGAAGGUAUCAUUUGA
This is a messenger RNA of Ilex paraguariensis (yerba mate), 537 nucleotides long. The record is from the annotation of a GenBank genome assembly. Lineage: Eukaryota; Viridiplantae; Streptophyta; Magnoliopsida; Aquifoliales; Aquifoliaceae.